Lolium rigidum is the source of this 2086-nucleotide messenger RNA. Its product is annotated as O-fucosyltransferase 9-like. The record is from RefSeq and is a predicted model, not a curated record. Bases 1 to 1671 code for a protein of 556 amino acids. The transcript is spliced from 10 exons. NCBI's taxonomy places the organism in Eukaryota, Viridiplantae, Streptophyta, Magnoliopsida, Poales, Poaceae.
AUGUCCGUGGCGCCGUCGCUGCGCGGUGCCGCCAAGGCCGCGCGGCGCCACCCGUCGGGGCGAGGCGGAGGGAGGCGCCGCGCCGGGGUCGUCCUGCUCCUCGCGAUGGCCUACGCGGCGGGGCUGCUCAUGUUCGUCCUCGGAGGCGGAGGCCCCGUCGACGUCGGCGGCGGCGGCGUCACGGUGGCGUCGUUUCGGCGGCGGGGCGCGCCCGCGCGGUCCCCGCCGCCGCCACCGCCCGGGUCGGUGUACCGCAGCCACAUCGUGUUCGAGCGGCUCUGGCCCGACAUACGCGACGACGCCGCGCCCGCGUCCACCGCCACCGCCGCCUUCGCUUCCUCCCUCUCCACGCCCUCUUCAUGGCGCCGCAGCAUGUUAACUACACCACGUUAUCCGGAUUCUGGAGAGCUAUGGAUGCCUUGUGUCAAAAGGAGGCUGAUUCCAUCAGAGUUGCCGCCUUCAAAUGGGUAUCUCAUAGUUGAAGCAAAUGGUGGUCUCAAUCAACAGCGUCUUUCUAUCUGCGAUGCAGUUGCUGUGGCCAGCUUGCUUAAUGCAACUCUUGUGAUCCCAGUAUUUCAUUUGAAUAGCGUUUGGCGUGAUCCUAGCAAAUUUAGUGAUAUUUUUGACGAAGAUCGUUUUAUCGAGACACUCAGACAACAUGUAAGAGUGGUGAAGGAACUCCCUAAAGAUGUUUUGCUGCGCUUCAAUCAUAAUAUCAGCAGCAUACCAAAUAUGAGAACUAAAGCCUACUCAUCUCCAGAUCACUAUCUGCAGAAGGUGUUACCGAAAUUACUGGAGUUAGGGGUUGUGCGCAUCGCCCCAUUCUCCAAUAGAUUGGCUCAGUCAGUUCCAUCGAAUAUCCAGGCCUUAAGAUGUUUGGUGAACUACCAGGCACUGCGAUUUGCCGAGCCAAUAAGAGUUCUUGCAGAGGACAUGGUUGUCCGAAUGAUGAAAAAGAGUUCUUCGACUGGUGGGAAAUAUGUCUCGGUGCAUCUCCGUUUCGAAGAGGAUAUGGUAGCUUUUUCAUGCUGUACAUAUGAUGGUGGCCCGAAGGAAAAGAUUGAAAUGGAAAAUGCCCGUGAAAGGAGCUGGAGAGGGAAGUUUCACCGACCUGGUCGAGUUAUCAAUCCUGAGGCAAACAGAAGGGAUGGAAAAUGCCCACUUACUCCUCUAGAGGUUGGUAUGAUGCUGCGAGGCAUGGGAUUUGACAAUACAACCUUCCUCUAUGUAGCUUCUGGCAAAAUAUACAAUGCUGCAAAAUACAUGGCUCCCCUUCGCCAGAUGUUCCCUCUUUUAGAGACCAAGGACACGCUUGCUUUGCCUGAAGAACUUGCUGAGUUUAAGGGGUACUCAUCUCGGUUAGCAGCAUUAGAUUACACUGUCUCUGUUCAGAGCGAGGUAUUUGUGACGACUCAAGGGGGGAACUUCCCUCACUUUCUCAUGGGGCACAGGCGUUACCUGUUAGGAGGGAACGCGAAGACAAUAAAACCUGACAAACGGAAGCUGGUCUUAUCCUUUGACGAUCCGAAUAUCAGAUGGAGUCGAUUCAAGCGUCAGAUGCAGGAUAUACUACACCACAGUGACGUAAGGGGCAUUGCAUUCAGGAAACCUAACGACUCCAUAUACACCUUCCCCAUGCCUGAUUGCAUGUGUCAGCAAGAUGGAACAUAAAGCUCAAAUGCUUCAGUCUUCUUGCCUUUUUGCACCGAAGGCAUGGCAUCAUGGGUUGUACAAAUUACAAUGAAUAAUUGACGGUCAUGAUCAAAGCUGUAGAGAAUUUAAGCAUUUGAGCUUCAUAUGAGAUACCCUCUCGCAUGACUCGAGCCAUUCAAUGCUGGAUCGAAUGUUCAGAUAGCGUCUAAUUGCAAGAAUUCCAGAGGAGCAGCAAUGGAGAGGACCUGAGGGAUUCUGUAUACUUGUAGGUAGUCCACAGUAUAGCAAUCACCAUUUGUUAGUUCUAUCUGUCGGUUGUAAAGAAGAGAGAGUUGGGUAAUUGGGUUGUAGAUACGAACACAACCUGACUGCCUCAAUGUAUAUCCAAAAACAAGGGCUAACAACCAACUUCAAAGAAAGGAAUUUUUCAGCA